Messenger RNA from Ixodes scapularis (black-legged tick), 1656 nucleotides. Its product is annotated as flavin-containing monooxygenase 5. Bases 1 to 1623 code for a protein of 540 amino acids. Gene Ontology annotation, molecular function: NADP binding; flavin adenine dinucleotide binding; N,N-dimethylaniline monooxygenase activity. The transcript is spliced from 5 exons. NCBI's taxonomy places the organism in Eukaryota, Metazoa, Arthropoda, Arachnida, Ixodida, Ixodidae. The record is from RefSeq and is a predicted model, not a curated record.
AUGAGUGGAAGCGGUAACAAGGACAGCCCACUGCGGGUCUGCAUCGUCGGAGGCGGAUGCAGCGGCAUCCUUUCUGCCCGGCAGAUGCUGGAUGAGGGCUUUGAGUCAGUCAUCUACGAGCUGUCGUCGUGCCUGGGCGGCAUCUGGGCAUACAGCGACGACAGCGAGGAAGGCCGGCCGUCCGUCAUGCGGUCUACUGUCUUGCAUACCAGCAAGGAAAUCGGAGCAUUCAGUGACUUCCCGCCUCCCAAGGAAGCCCCCAACUAUAUGCAUCAUUCGAAGAUGUUGGCGUACCUCAGAAGCUACGCGGACCAUUUCGGAAUCACGGGUAAAGUACGCCUUCGUCACGAAGUCCUCCGUGUGACUCAGGCCGACGACUAUAACUCCACCGGUCGCUGGGAUGUCGUCGUCAAGGAUCUAGCCAACGGCAUCGAGCGCAGAGAGACUUUCGACGCCGUGCUGGUGGCGUCAGGGCGACACGGGUUCCCGAACGCUCCUACGUUCAAGGGCCAGGAAAAAUUCAAGGGCAGGGUCGUUCACACGCACAGCCUCAAGGUCCCGGACCAGUUCAAAGACAAGAGAGUCGCUGUCGUGGGCAUCGGCAACUCCGCCGUCGACGCUGCCAUUGACGCAUGCCAUGUGGCUGCCGAGGUGUACUUGUCCACGAGGAGGGGAGCUUGGAUCGCCAAGAUGCUUGGGCCGAACGGCAUGCCCCUGGACGCAGCUUUAAUCACCAGAGCGAGCAGAUGGAAAGGGCGCCUGGUGCCCAUGUCCACUAAGCUCGACAAAUUUGAGGCCUUGUUGAACAGCCACUUCAACCACGAGGCCUACGGACUCCGGCCUAAGCACAGAGUGGGCGCCCAGCACAUAAACGUCAGUGACUCCCUGCCCUCCCUGAUUUUGUCUGGCCUCGUCCGCAUCAAGAAGGACGUGGUCCAGUUCACAGAAAACGGCAUUCUUUUCGAAAAUGACCAGGAGGUGACAAAAUUAGACGAUGUGAUCCUGGCCACGGGCUACCGGAUCAAGUUCCCCAUGCUCUCCGAGGACGUGAUGCCAGUUGUCAACAACGAGGUACAGCUCUACAAGAACGUCUUCCCGCCUGGCUUGCAGCACCCAACCCUGGCCAUUAUUGGACUCGUGCAGCCCUCUGGAUCCGUAUUUCCAGUAAUUGAACUGCAGGCCCGAUGGAUGGCGCUGCUGCUCGCCGGCAAGUGCAAGCUUCCUCCGCAGCCCGAAAUGCUCCAGGACAUCGCACGAAACAGGGAAGAUCUGAGACGGCGCUUUGUCAACUCACCCCGCCACACCAUCCAGGUGGACUGGCUGAGCUACAUGGACGAACUGGCGGACAAGAUCGGCGCCAGUCCCAAGAUGCUGAAGUACUUCUUUACCGACAACCAGUUGUUCAGGGCCCUGCUGGGGCCUUGUGUGCCGUACCAGUACAGACUCGAAGGGCCUCACCGAUGGGCCGGAGCCAAAGACGCCAUCUCGGGAGCCCAGAAGAGAAUGUUGUAUCCGUUGAAUAGCAGCUGCACUAGCUUCGAAAUGGAGAAACGCUGCUUCUCAAGAUUUUAUGCAGUUGUGGCCAUAUUUGCUCUCCUUGUUGCGUUCUUUGUUUACAAGUAGAGCGUCGAAGAUGCUCAUUAUUCGGAUUCAGAA